UGCCUUAACCCGUUCUUCAGACAGACAGACAUUACUAGUUGCGCAGGGUGAUGUUUAUAUACAUGCUAGCUAGGUAGCUGGUGUGCGACCGAAGAAAUCACUAGCUUUUUAAAGGUUUGAGUAACAUAUUGAUUAUGUUUGGAAUUAAUACAUACUCAAGAGUAAAACAAUGUCUAGUUCUUCAGCAUUACGCGAGCAGUUGUAUGGCUAUGAAGAAACGGACCAGCGGCAGUGUCGAACUUGAUCCUCAGCAUCGAGUCCAUCAUUUGAACUGCGAGCACCGUUCAGUCUCAUCAGUUUGUCAUGACAGAAGAGAUUUUCACACUUCUUCCAAYUGUGCUGGUAAAAACCUGUUGAGGAAGUUUGUCAACAAAACAAAGAAGAAGCUCUGGUAUGAAACACCGCCCCAGGGGCCACCGUCCAGUCAGCUCAGUGCUCUGAAGCCACCUAAGAAACGAAGCCAAGAGGACAACAUGCGCACCAGAAUCCUCAACUCCAUCCUGUACAAGGCCAUCACUGAUCUACUGAGCUCCCCUGAAGUCAACUAUGAGGUCUACAACUACAGUGUGGACAUCUCAAGGGUGUCACUGCCUGCAGACUUCUCUAGUUGCCGGGUCUAUUGGAAAACCAGUGGUGUGUCAGAGAGGGAUGACCAGAUUCAGCAAGCACUGGACAAGAGCAGCCCUCGUAUAAG
Salvelinus sp. IW2-2015 is the source of this 694-nucleotide messenger RNA. RefSeq names its product ribosome binding factor A (gene rbfa). The record is from RefSeq and is a predicted model, not a curated record. Lineage: Eukaryota; Metazoa; Chordata; Actinopteri; Salmoniformes; Salmonidae.